AAAUGAAAAAAAAAAAAAACUCUUUGGUCUGUGAUACAUAUUGAUUUAAGAAUUUUGGAAUAAAUUUAGUUUCAUUAAAUAGUCAUUUGUUGCGCUUUAAAUUUAUAAUUUUAGUAUUAGUAAAACAAAUUUUUAUUACGUCUAAUUUUGUACCGCCAUACGUGCAUUGAAAUCAACUCUAUGUGGUGUUUACAGUAUAACAAUACCAAACUAAUCUAGCAAGAAAUCACAUCCCUUUGAAUUUUAACUUUUUAUAUUGUUCAUAAUGAGCAAUCAAAACGAUUUAUGUUAUGAGAAAGCUUUAGGAUAUUGGGCAGAUAUACCACCUACCGUGGAUGGUGUACUUGGAGGUUUCGGGUUUAUAUCAGACAUGGAUAUUGACGGAUCAAAAUUAUUUCUGAAAUCAUUGUUUUCAUUAAAAAAUCCGCCAGCUUCACACACGGCACUAGAUUGCGGUGCCGGAAUUGGAAGAAUAACAAAAUAUUUGCUUCUCCCUUAUUUCCAAUCUGUUGAUGUUAUCGAACCAGAUGAAAAAUUCUUAAAUACCAUCACAGAUUUUGUUGGAGAAGAAAGAACUAAAUUAGGAAAUUUUUAUAAUGUCGGACUUCAAAAGUUUAAGCCCGAUAAGAAGUAUGAUGUCAUAUGGAAUCAAUGGGUAUUAGGAUACCUUACGGACAAAGAUUUAAUAUCUUUCCUUCAACUAUGCAGGAAUGCUCUGUCUGAAAAUGGUGUUAUUGUUAUAAAAGAAAAUGUAACAUCAUCUGGCAAAUUAGAAAAAGACGAAACAGAUUCUUCUGUAACUAGAUCACUCAAGCAAUUUUUAAAAAUAUUUAAAACUGCCAAUUUAAGGCGUAUUAAACAAUGCAAACAAACAAAUUUUCCUAAUGGUAUCUAUCCUGUAUACAUGUUUGCUCUAGUACCUAAAAUAAAUGAAUUGAUAUGCAAUAAUAUACAAGACUAGCUGUA
Galleria mellonella (greater wax moth) is the source of this 966-nucleotide messenger RNA. RefSeq names its product N-terminal Xaa-Pro-Lys N-methyltransferase 1-A. The transcript has 2 exons. Gene Ontology annotation, molecular function: N-terminal protein N-methyltransferase activity. Gene Ontology annotation, biological process: N-terminal protein amino acid methylation. The record is from RefSeq and is a predicted model, not a curated record. Gene Ontology annotation, cellular component: cytoplasm. Lineage: Eukaryota; Metazoa; Arthropoda; Insecta; Lepidoptera; Pyralidae. Bases 266 to 961 code for a protein of 231 amino acids.